Molecule: messenger RNA, 1864 nt
Organism: Esox lucius (northern pike)
Lineage: Eukaryota; Metazoa; Chordata; Actinopteri; Esociformes; Esocidae
Gene: pole2
Product: polymerase (DNA directed), epsilon 2
Exons: 19
Coding region: 71-1654 (527 amino acids)
Biological process (GO): DNA-templated DNA replication; error-prone translesion synthesis
Cellular component (GO): epsilon DNA polymerase complex
Molecular function (GO): DNA binding
Source: RefSeq, a predicted model, not a curated record
GGAAGUUAAUAUUUAGCGCCAAAUGUUGAUUCUCGAUAGCUUUUGUUGUUGAUGUGAAGUGGUCUUGAACAUGGAGGUGCGCAAAGUAAAGACGAAAGUAUCAUCGGGCUUCAAGAUGCGGGGUCUCAUCCUUCGACCUGAUGCCAGCAGGUACCUGAUGGAGGUGUUGGAGUCUGUCAGUGACCUGGAACUGGAUGAUGUCAUCGAGCGGAUCCUGGACGCUGUGGAGAAGCAGCCAUUGCCCUCCAGUGUGAUCGAGUUGGAUGUGAUGGAGAGAGCUGUGCAGGACUGCAGUCAGACAUGUGAUGAGACCAUAGAUAAUGUCUUCAACAUCAUUGGCGCCUUUGACGUGCCGAGAUAUAUCUACAGUACAGAGAGGAAAAAGUUUGUACCGCUUAACAUGACCACUCACUCUGCCCCAAGUCUUUGUGGCUCAGCCAGGGACAAGGCCGAGCUCUUCAGAGAACGCUACACACUUCUUCAACAACGGACACAUCGACACGAGCUCUUCACCCCACCUGUCAUUGGGGCUGCUGUGGAAGAAGGCAGAAACAAAUUUCAGCUCAAGACGGUUGAUGCACUACUGGGUAGUACUGCUAAGAUGGGAGAUGUCAUUGUCUUGGGGAUGAUCACUCAGCUUAAAGAGGGUAAAUUCUAUUUGGAAGACCCCAGUGGUACGGUACAGCUGAACCUCUCAAAGGCACAGUUCCACAGUGGACUUUACACAGAAUCCUGCUUUGUUCUGGCAGAAGGCUGGUAUGAAGACUCCGUCUUCCAUGUGAACGCAUUUGGUUUCCCACCGACAGAGCCGUCCUCCACCACAAGGGCCUACUACGGCAACUUGAACUUCUUCGGUGGUCCAUCCACCACAUCUGUGAAGGCCUCGGCCAAGCUGAAGCAGCUGGAGGAGGAGAACGAGGAUGCCAUGUUUGUGGUGGUCUCCGAUGUGUGGCUGGACAGCGUGGAGGUGAUAGAGAAGAUCCACCUCAUGUUCUCAGGAUAUGCAGCCAUGCCUCCCACCUGCUUCAUUUUCUGUGGCAACUUCUCCUCAGCCCCCUAUGGAAAAACACAAAUCAAAUCACUUAAAGAGUCGUUGAAGGUUCUCGCAGAUGCAAUCAGUGAAUACCCCACCAUCCACAGCAGUAGUCGCUUUGUGUUCAUCCCCGGGCCAGAAGACCCUGGUCCCAGUACCAUCCUACCCAGGCCUCCACUGGCAGACCACAUUACUGAAGAGUUCAGACAGAAGGUGCCGUUCUCUGUGUUCACUACAAACCCCUGCAGAAUCCAGUAUUGCAGCCAGGAGAUCGUCGUCAUCCGAGAAGACCUGGUAAACAAGAUGUGCAGGAAUUGUGUCCGGCUUCCUAGUGGCAACCUUGACAUUCCAAACCAUUUUGUGAAGACCGUCUUAUCGCAGGGCCACCUGACCCCACUGCCGCUGUAUGUCAGCCCAGUGUUCUGGGCCUAUGACUAUGCUCUACGACUCUACCCUGUGCCUGAUGUCAUCAUCUUUGCUGAUAAAUACGACCCCUUUAACAUCUCCAACACAGACUGCCUGUGCAUCAACCCGGGCUCUUUCCCAAAAAGUGGCUUCACUUUUAAGGUGUAUUACCCAUCCAACAGGACAGUGGAGGACAGCAAACUCCAAGGUCUAUAAUACCACACUGCUGCGUCUGGACUUUGGUAUCAGCUAUAAUUGUGUUGUGUAAUGUAAAAUAUGCAUCAAAGAAUACUUCUUAUAAAUACCUUUAUUUUAUUUGUUUGGUUGGGAUACCUUUUUAUCAUGGAGAAUAACAUUCCUUGAAUUGUCAAUUGUGUGUAACUUUUACUGGAUUGGUGAAUGUGAAAUAAAGCAGAUGAGAUUUGU